AUGUCACAAGCAACUUUCAACGACCUACUGUCAAGAGUUUCUGCGAGCAUCACGUAUCGGAAUACGACAUUUAGAGACUGCAUUUGUCCUGAAGAAAGACUGUCGAUAUUUCUUAGAUAUUGUGCGUCAGGAUGUUCCUUCAAAGACCUGCACUACAAUUUCAGAGUCGGGGUAUCAACUGUUAGUAAAAUUAUCAAAGAAAUGAGUUGCAUUAUCUGGGAUACAUUAAAAGAAGAGUUUAUGAAGUUGCCCGACAAUGAAAAUAAAUGGGAAAACAUCGCAAAUGGUUUUGAUAUUAAAGCUAACUUCCCUUGA
Messenger RNA from Parnassius apollo (apollo), 315 nucleotides. The record is from the annotation of a GenBank genome assembly. Lineage: Eukaryota; Metazoa; Arthropoda; Insecta; Lepidoptera; Papilionidae.